AGGAUUGUUGGCGAGACGGUGAGCUCACAUUAAUGCCACUAAGCAACUGAUUUUGAUAGCAUGUGUAUGACGUCACUGAUCAACAUCAAAUGAAAUGCCUCAAAAGACCAGUCUGUACCAGCGGCUAACAUAGUGUAGGGUGAAGUCCUGGUCCUAACAGCUAUAUGUGCACGAGCAGUUUCUCAGUGUGGGAAAUCCCAACCAUGACUAAUCACAUUCACAUUAUACAGCGGCCGUCAAAUAAUGUUUCAUGUUUUGCACUAUGCGAAACAUCAUGUGCAAAGGUCACGUUUGCUGUUACAAUCGAAUGCGACAUUGUCUGUUGAAGCUACUUCCCUUCGAAUGCAUAAAUUCAAGCAUAGACUGUGAGCAACGAAAUUCGUUUGUGGGUCGAGUCCGGAUUAGACUGCUUCAGUUGACACCGCCGUACCACAGCCAGUUGCCCAAACCUGUGACGCGGUAAAAAUGGAAGGGAGUGAAGACAGAGCUGUGGUACCAGGUCAUUUUGAUCUACCUUUGCCAUCCAACACAGAGUCCAACAUUGACAAGAAUCUUUUCACUACAAAACUCACUGAGUUACAAGACGACCUGAGGGCAAGACGUGACCGUCCAGAGGAGUUGGCUAUUCAGAACGUCAUGGGAGUCUUGUCUUUCAGAAUAAAAGAUUACGAGGGUGCCCUUGGUUAUUUUGAAGCUGUUCUUUCCAAGGAUAAAAACAAUCUUAAUGCCUUGGCAAAUAAGCGAGAUGUUUAUAAGCACCUGACUCGAACUGCUGAUGCAAAGCGUCAUCAGGAUAAACUUGAUGACUUGUUGCAAGUUGGUGAGUUACCGCCAGAAGAAGUCAGACAGCGCCGUUAUCGCAAAGCUCGUUGCCUUGCUGAGCAUGCGUAUGCAUUUGCAUGUGACAUCCAUAUCGAUAGACCUGGUGAAAUUAGGUACGACCAAUCAAAUUAUCUUUACGAUGAUGCAUUCACACUUGGCGGUGAUCUAGUUGACACCCUGGAGAGAGAUAACUGGAAGUUUUGCAAGGCUAAAAACGCUCAUAAAAUAGUUGAUUUCUGCGUCAGCAACGGAGAAUACGCCAAGGCUGCGUCCAACCUGGAAUCCGCUGUGAACUUGUUCUUUGAAGUCACCCAGAGCGUUCCUGGGGACCCCGAAUUCAAGUGGGAGAGCUGGCGUCACUUGGCUGACCUCAUACGGGCAACUAAAGUUAAGAGGGAUUUGAAGGGGUUUCAAUUUCGGGAUGAAUUGCAAGAACACAGACAGAAUCCCGAGAUGUGCAUGAAGAACGCCGCAGAGAUUGCGCCUGAUAGUCCAAAGAUGUGGGCACGUUAUGCCAAUUUCGUUCACUCUUUGAACAAGAUGCACAAGCGAGCGGAGGGCACUAAGAGAGCCAAGGAGAUGCUCCAACGGUCAAUUCAUUUAGACAGCUCUAAAUACAAUUUCUAUGCAUUUUCGACGCGAGGAAGGAUAACUUUAGAUAACUACAGAUUUUAUAGGACCGAGUUUGAGAAGAAUUCUAAGUACAGCCACCAUCCAGCUAUAAGACAUUUGGAAGAUGCCAAACAAGACCUUGAGACCUCUCUCGCCAUGCGCGAGACACCUUGGGAUUUCUCGUACUUAAGCGAAAUUUAUCACCUGCGUACUCAGCAUCCUGAGAUGCAGAAUAAAGACAACGUCACUAAGCAGGACUUAGAAAAGGCAAUACUGUAUUCACGGAAGGCAUUAGACUGUCAAAACGGGGAGAAUCGUCGAGAGGUGCAUCUUGUGUUUGGGCAUAUUCUCUUCGACAUGGGAGAUCUUCCAGAGACAAUACAAUGCUUUAAAAAGGCAGUCGAACUUGAGCCAAAAAGGGACGCACACAGCGGAAACUUCACUGAAUUACUGAAAGCGUAUUUACAUCGCCUUCGGCUCGAGUCCAGUCUCAGUGACGGUGGGCCUUUCUUGGAUGAAAUGGUGCUCGCAUUGAAAACAGCCCAGAUCAAGUACGGCAGAAGCAGCCUGGAAAAACACACCAUCAGCAAAUUGAAGUCAGAGUACCUGGCAGAGAUUAAGAAGGUUGCGGAGUACUGUGAGCGGCGCACAGAGCAUAAGGACCUGGUCCCACUCCUGACGUCAGUGGCCGAAAAACCGCCGUUCUCAAUACCUGUCCACACUGGGCGUCCCAUGGAAGAACAUCGGAAGGCAUCGUCGGAGCAAAAUGUUGGCGCACGCCCACUGUCGGGAGCUAGUUUAGAAUCCUUUCAAUAAUUAUAUCCAAUGGCGCAGCCACGGGGGAUCGGGACGGGGUUGGGGUAGGCUGGGGACAAGUACCUGUGGGAACUCCGCCCCUUCUACCCUCAUCCCCCCCCCGAAGAGUCUGGCUAUGGAGCCAAGGGGGAAGCUGACCCCCUAUAGGGACUGGGGAUUCCCCAAGAGUGUGGCUACAAUGCAUGCUGGGCAACAUACAACUGUUGGCUGGAAUUCCAGCACCAUAGAUGGAAUGCAUGGGUGAAGAAGUGAAAGGCUUCUGAAAACAAGAAGCGAACGAGAAGCUGAUGUCAAGAAGUACAAUAAAAGUGUGUAGAAGAUUCGUUAGUUACAUGUGUAGUGGCCAUGGACAGAUGGUUAGGGUUCACUGUUUGUUAGAGCCAGAGUUUUGCAUUGUUUAUUCGACCCCCCCUAAUUUUGUUGGUGUAAGUACGUGUACUGUCUGCUGCUGUUUGGUGCCUAGCUGCGGGGUGCGCCAGGAAACAGGCAGAGAGGUUCCAGCUAGCAGUUAGGUAACACUUCCUGUGCAGGCAGAACACUGUGGCCAUGUGGUGCAGGGAGCCUUUGCUCUCUAAGUCAUUCUGACUCCAUGCUUUGAGAGAGAGUAACAUUGACUCCACUGUUUCAUUACAGGUAUGUUGUGUUUCAUUUACUUGGAUGAAUGACUGAAAGGAACUUCUAAUAUUUGUAUCAUGUACUGAAAAUGUAUUUGCACUUACCUUGAGGUUUUUAGAAUCAUUUCUUUACUUAUUCAUUACCAUAACUUUGGUCUCUUUGUUUGCAACAAAGUACACAGGCGGAACAUGCCGGAGGACAAAUGAUUUGGUCCUCUUUACCCUAAGUGUUUAGAUGCUAACAUGAGCUGCUUGUACAUGUAUAUGUAGGUUAAACAUACGAUGACCAUGGUCUAGGGGUCUUAUACAGUAUAUUGGGUAGAAAUGUCUGAGGCGCACAGUACUCGCAUUUCUCAGAUCUCGGUGUUGAUAUUGGCAUUGGGGGAAAGGGUAUUGUGCCAAUUAUUUUGAUUAGGAUCUUGUUUUCGAUAUGUAUUUCGUGAAAACUACGGAUCAAUCCUAAUUCCUUAACCCUAACCCCCUAGGGUGUGUGCAAAAUCGUAUUGAAAUUGGAGGAUUCAGGGCUGUUAGGGUUAUUAAAGUAAGAGGGAUUUGGAAGAGACGUGUAAAAUUGUGCUAAAAAUACAAAACAAGGACCGACGGUAGUGCAGGCUAGCACAGGUGCCUUCAUGUCAUGCGACGUGUAGAUUUGGAAAGUUUUAUGAACAGUCAUGUUAGAAGCGCAAAAGAACAGGUAAGAACGCCUUUAUUUCCAUCUGUGGUUCAUUUUCUUCCUUUUGAAACUAAACAAAACUUCCAAUUUUUCUUUUACCCUCUUUAGCUGCUCGAUCAUCGAUUGGUCAUCGGCGCUGGCAUCACCGGCAUUUAGUACGUCUGAUGAAUAAGGGUCGGUCAAUCUCUUUUGCCUCGGGUCUCCUUGGUUUUAAGUUGGAGGGCUUCUUCUUGUAGAUCUUUCCACCCACGUGACUAAAUGUAAACAACACCACCACGUGUGGACCGCCUUGGCCACGGUGAUUGCAUAU
Molecule: messenger RNA, 3847 nt
Organism: Acanthaster planci (crown-of-thorns starfish)
Lineage: Eukaryota; Metazoa; Echinodermata; Asteroidea; Valvatida; Acanthasteridae
Product: tetratricopeptide repeat protein 22-like
Molecular function (GO): protein binding
Source: RefSeq, a predicted model, not a curated record